AUGACUUCUGUGAUGUCUCUGACCCUGGUAUAUAGCUCGCUAUACCGGCGCUCCCUGAAGCUGUCCCUCGACUGGGCCGUCCACCGGUCAGUGUGGCGUGGACAGGCUGUCUAUAUCCGUUCGCUUUUCGAGGCCAACAAGGACGUCCGCGACCCUCGCCAGCAGCAGGUCCUUUUGCGCGAGACAGAGAAAUUGUUGGAUGAGUGGAAACACCCCGAUCCCUACCGGCCGCCCACCGCCCCUGGAGGUAACAAAUGGGAGCGAAAUCUGCCGGCUCCAAUUCUGCCUUGUACGUUGAGCACGAACCUGAUCUCAUUGCGCGAGCAACAAGUGCCGUACUAA
Molecule: messenger RNA, 342 nt
Organism: Penicillium maclennaniae
Lineage: Eukaryota; Fungi; Ascomycota; Eurotiomycetes; Eurotiales; Aspergillaceae
Product: NADH dehydrogenase [ubiquinone] 1 beta subcomplex subunit 9
Exons: 3
Coding region: 1-342 (113 amino acids)
Biological process (GO): mitochondrial electron transport, NADH to ubiquinone
Source: RefSeq, a predicted model, not a curated record